CAUACGCUGGCUACGCGCAAGCAGAGCACCGUGUGACAGGAGAGAAACCCCGUGAGGCGAAGCUGGGAUGCAGAAGGAGUCUGUGCUCUCAAGGGCAACUUUCCAAUCAGGAAACCAGUGGCACAGAGAUGGAUGUUGCCACCCACUGUUGCUCUGCAUGGUCCCUUGGGACAGGCACCAUCAUCAUUGGCGUCUUGAAUGUGAUUGGGAGCAUUUUGCAGAUAGCAGUAGUAGCGUACAAUUGGGACUUGUACCAGUACGCCAAUGAUGAUAUAAGCGGGGACAACUCAGAUACUAAGCGAGAGCUGGUGACAGUCCUCGUAUUUGGCAUUAUCCAGGCUAUUUGUAGCGUACUUCUCAUCACUGGAGCCGUUAAGGAAAAAGCUAGCAUGCUUCUUUCAUGGAUGGUUGUGGAAACCCUGGGGCUCUUAGUAGCAACUGUAAUAGGCAUUAUCAUAGGCAUUUUUCUUAUCGAGCUUCGUAUCGGCAGUGUUAUAAUUGUUUUUGUCAUCUUUUUUCUUUUGCCUAGCAAGCUCAACGUUAUUGUACUUGGAGCCCUCAGCAAUGUAAAUGUGGUUACUGGAGCAACAUCUUCGUAA
Messenger RNA from Schistocerca americana (American grasshopper), 599 nucleotides. RefSeq lists its product as uncharacterized. The transcript is spliced from 6 exons. NCBI's taxonomy places the organism in Eukaryota, Metazoa, Arthropoda, Insecta, Orthoptera, Acrididae. The coding region runs from base 129 to 599 and encodes 156 amino acids. The record is from RefSeq and is a predicted model, not a curated record.